AUGAGGGAUCAACGACGUGUGUCGAGAGACGAGGGAGGCAGCGCCAGCGUCCAGCGGCUGCGUUCGAAGGCCUGUUCGGCAGUGGAGGCGGCUAUAUGCGUGCGGGGAGGCUAUGGCGAAGCGUGCGGUGAGCAAGAAGGGAGACGACGAGCACCCAUUAGUAGCGACCUGGUCGCAGGAGAGAGUGGAAGGAAAAGGAAGUCGGCGAAGCCGGCGUCGAGGUGCGUCCGCCUGUGCCUUCGUCGUGGCCGCGGAGCCAAAAGCCCCAAGAAGCAGCCCCCUCUCCCUAUGCGUGCGGCCUUGGUGUCGUCGGCAUAUGCUGCCGACGAGAGGGGAGAAGGCGGUCGCGGCAGCGGCAGCGGUGUCCUUCCCCUAUCUUCCUGGUGGCGGCGGACCUACGACAUGAUCACGGCGCUCUCAGCACCGGUCAAAUCCGCCGUCGACAAGUCUCAGCUUAUUUCCGAGUUUUGUAAGGUGAGAGGGCCGGUGAAGCAUCAUGUGGAUUCAUAUAAUUACUUCAUCGACCAUGGCAUCAAAAAGAUACUCCAAGCCAAUAAUUUCUUUGUUUGCCGUCACGACCCCAACUUUUAUCUGAGAUACAUUAAUAUUAAAGUUGGGAGGCCAAUUGUCAACGUGGACCAUGCCACGAGGAUGCUUACUCCACAUGAAUGCCGACUCUCAGAUCAAACAUAUGCUGCACCCAUAAUGGUUGAUGUUGAAUACACAACAGCAAAUCAAGCAACUAAGAAUCCUGAAGUUAAGACGCUAGCCAGUUUGGUCAUUGGAAGGAUGCCAAUUAUGCUACGAAGUAGUCGUUGUGUUUUGAGUGGGAAGGAUGAUGUUGAAUUAUCAAAGCUUGGGGAGUGUCCUCUUGAUCCUGGUGGUUACUUCAUUGUUAAAGGAUCUGAGAAGGUGAUUUUGAUACAGGAGCAACUCUAUAAGAAUCAUAUCAUCAUUGACACUAGGAGCAACUCUAUAAGAAUCAUAUCAUCUGUUACCAGUAGCACACAUGAAACAGAAAGCAAAACAAUAUUCUUUAUGGACAAGAGGAAGAUUUAUCUGCAACUCAAUCAAUUUAAUAAGCCGAUUCCUAUCAUGGUGAUCUUAAAGGCUAUGGGAAUGGAGAGUGACCAAGAGAUUGUGCAAAUGGUAGGAAGAGAUCCACGAUACGGAGAUCUUCUCUUUCCGUCAAUUCAGGAAUGUGCAUCUGAGAGAAUUUAUACUCAGCAACAGGCAUUAAAUUUCCUAGAUGGAAAGGUGAUUGUCCCAAAUCAUGGCAACAAAAAGACUAGUCUAGCAAUGGUUAUUCUUCGUGAUGUGUUUCUUGCACAUGUUCCGCUCUACGAGGGUAAUUUCCGUCCUAGAUGGAUAUAUGCAGUAGUUAUGUUAAGAUGUAUGCUAGAUGCAAUUUUGAAUACCGAUACAUUUGAUGAUAAGGAUUAUUUGGGCAACAAACGGCUGGAACUAUCAGGACAGAUGAUUUCUUGGCUCUUCGAGGAUCUGUUUAAAUCAAUGAACACUCGUGUAUUAGAGAUUGUGAACAGGGCAUAUGAAAAGGCUAGCUGCUCCACUCAUGUGGACUUUAUCCCUUUUAUUAGGCGAAAUCAUGACAUCACAUUAGGCUUCGAAAGAUCCAUUUCAACAGGUAAUUGGGAUUUAAAACGGUUUAAAAUGCAUCGAAAAGGAGUAUCUCAGGUUGUUUCAAGAUUAUCAUAUAUAGCAGUGUUAGGCCACAUGACCCGAAUAUCUCCACAGUUUGAGAAGACAAGGAAAGCAAGUGGGCCAAGGGCAUUGCACCCAAGUCAAUGGGGUAUGCUUUGCCCAUGCGACACUCCUGAAGGAGAAGGUUGUGGGUUGACAAAAAACUUAGCUUUGUUGGCACAUAUUACAACUGACGAGGAGAACGGUCGACUGAUUUCUCUGUGUUACACUCUAGGUGUUGAAGAUUUAGCACUUUUAUCUGGCGAGGAGCUUCACUUACCAGGAUCUUUCUUGGUUAUGUUUAAUGGGCUUAUACUUGGAAAACAUAGACAACCAAAGCUAUUUGCUGAUAACAUGAGAAAGCUCCGUAGACGUGGUAGAAUUGGGGAGUUUGUUAGCAUUUUUGUGAAUGAAGUGCAGCAUUGUGUUUAUAUUGCCUCGGAUAGUGGCCGGGUUUGUCGUCCAUUAGUUAUUGCUGACAGAGGCAUAUCAAGAAUCAAGGAUUGUCACAUGAAAGAAUUACAGCUUGGAAUUCGUACUUUUGAUGAUUUUCUACGUGAUGGAUUGGUUGAAUAUCUCGAUGUCAAUGAAGAGAACAAUGCAUUGAUCGCAUUGCAUGAAUGUGAAAAUAACAUGGAUGAUCCUGAAAAGAAAAAGGGUGAUAUAACCCACAUAGAGAUUGAGCCAUUGGCAAUUUUUGGUGUUUGUGCUGGUUUAAUUCCUUAUCCUCACCACAACCAUUCUCUAUAUAGUACUUACCAGUGUGCAAUGGGGAAACAAGCUAUGGGUAAUAUUGCUUACAAUCAGCUUUAUCGAGCGGAUACUUUGCUUAAUUUGUUGGUGUAUCCCCAACGCCCAUUGCUGACAACAACAACAAUUGAACUGGUCGGAUAUGAUAAGCUAGGAGCUGGGCAGAAUGCAAUUGUUGCUGUUAUGAGUUACAGUGGCUAUGAUAUUGGGGGUGCUAUUGUCAUGAACAAGUCAUCUCUUGAUCGUGGUUUUGGCCGUUGUAUAGUAAUGAAAAAGUAUUCGGUAAUAAAAGAGAUCUAUGGUAAAGAUACCAUAGACAGAACAGUUAAGCCAAGGAAGGAUAAACCAAGCAUGCAGAUAUUAGAUGAUGAUGGAAUUGCUGCUCCUGGGGAGAUAAUUCGGAACAAUGACAUUUAUGUCAACAAAAAAACUCCAAUAAAUACAAGGGAGAGAACUGAUGAUCGAACGGGUUUAAAAGAUGAAGAGUACCGAAAAACACCUGCAGUGUACAAAGGCCCUGAAGGUGAAACUUCUGUGGUUGAUCGCGUGAUACUUUACUCAGAUACUAAUAACAAGUUAUGCAUCAAAUGUAUCAUCCGCCACACUCGGAGGCCAGAGAUAGGGGAUAAAUUUAGUAGCAGACAUGGUCAAAAAGGUGUUUGUGGUGUCAUAGUUCAGCAGGAAGAUUUGCCAUUUUUGGAGCGUGGGGUAUGCCCCGAUUUAAUUAUAAAUCCACAUGAAUUUAUUAGUGGGAUGACACUGGGCAAAAUGUUUGAGCUUAUUGGUGGAAAAGCUGGAGUUUCUUGUGGCCGAUUUCAUUAUGGUGAUGCAUUUGAAGAACCUAGUGUCCAUGCUGAUAAGGUUGAAGACAUAAGCAAUACACUUGCGAAGCAUGGAUUUAGCUAUAGCGGCAAAGAUUUCCUCUACUCAGGCAUUACAGGCUGGCUAUUACAAGCAUACAUUUUCAUGGGGCCAAUCUACUAUCAGAAGUUGAAACAUAUGGUAAUUGAUAAAAUGCAUGCUCGCGCUACAGGGCCUCAUGUGUUACUGACUAGACAACCUACUGCAGGAAGAAGCCAAGAUGGAGGUCUGCGUCUAGGAGAAAUGGAACGUGACUGUUUGAUAGCACAUGGUGUGAGUAUGGUGAUAUUUGAACGUUUGAUGUUGUCCAGUGACCCAUACGAAGUUCAGGUCUGCAGGCAGUGUGGCCUGUUAGGGUACUAUAAUUACAAGUCGGAGAUAGGCACUUGUUCAAUGUGCAAAAAAAGUGGCGACAAUAUGAGCACUGUCAAAAUUCCAUACGCCACCAAGCUUCUAAUCCAGGAGUUGCAGUCGAUGAACAUUGCUCCACGUUUGAAAUUAGAUGAAGCAUGAGUACAAGUGGAUGUACUUAAAGCAUCAUCGAAGAGGACAGCAUGGAUAUGAAGCUAGACUAAUUCAAGCUCAGAAAUAGGUGCCUGCAAGAAUAUAAGAAUGAUAGUUUUGUAAAGAUUUAAAUGUUCGACCUUUUCCAUGUUAUUAUAAUCGGAAUCCAUUAGAUACACAAAUUUCUUUUAGAAGAGAAGGGCAAAGCUGAAUCUUGUUUUGUUGCCAGUGCUUUCUUGCCAGCUUGCCAGUUUUAACAGCCAACUAUUGCUUCA
Messenger RNA from Zingiber officinale, 4091 nucleotides. RefSeq names its product DNA-directed RNA polymerase III subunit 2-like. Gene Ontology annotation, molecular function: DNA binding; ribonucleoside binding; DNA-directed RNA polymerase activity. Gene Ontology annotation, cellular component: RNA polymerase III complex. The transcript has 38 exons. Lineage: Eukaryota; Viridiplantae; Streptophyta; Magnoliopsida; Zingiberales; Zingiberaceae. The record is from RefSeq and is a predicted model, not a curated record. Gene Ontology annotation, biological process: DNA-templated transcription. Bases 1 to 3825 code for a protein of 1274 amino acids.